Molecule: messenger RNA, 2640 nt
Organism: Saccharomycopsis crataegensis
Lineage: Eukaryota; Fungi; Ascomycota; Saccharomycetes; Ascoideales; Saccharomycopsidaceae
Product: Far10 protein
Exons: 1
Coding region: 1-2640 (879 amino acids)
Cellular component (GO): cytoplasm
Molecular function (GO): protein binding
Source: RefSeq, a predicted model, not a curated record
AUGUCCUCCUCUUCCACAUCCCAUCUUCCGUCGCCAGACUCGUCGUCAGUAGACUCGUUCUUCCAAACCCUUAACAACUCAGAUGACUCGUCACUGGCUUCCUCAACAGCAUCAUUGGGUAAGCUAGACAAACAACCAUCAAAUCAACACCAGCAGCUGCUCUUGCUACCCCCUAAUCAACAACAACCCUUCUCGAUGCAGCCGCCCGGUCAUCUGCAAUCAUCUAUCACAAAACACAAUCGAAAAAGAUCAAACUCGAAAUCUCGACGCCAACUAAACACAUUGCCCCCAUCGUCUCCCUCUUCAUUUCAGAAUAAUACUACCGCCACUACUGCGAAAUCUGCAAAAAUCGAUCGCUCACAGCUACAAUACACUGUUGUACUAACAUCACUCAAUGGAACGUUUGAAAAAAAAUCCUUGGUCAUUCCAUACCACCCAGAUGUCCUCAAACUCGGUAGGCCGGCUGGUACCAAAAUCCAGCCAACAUCAACUAAUGGUUAUUUUGAUUCAAGAGUGUUAUCGCGAAAUCAUGCCCAGUUAUUUGCUGAUAUAAAUACCGGAAAAAUAUACCUUAAAGAUUUGGGCUCUUCUAAUGGUACCUUUGUCAAUGACGAAAAAAUCGCCUCUGAUAAGGAUGCUCAACCAACAGAAAUUAAGAAAGGAGAUGUGAUAGAUUUGGGGUUUGAUAUUGAAAGUCAUCAAAAUCACCGGAAAAUAAGUGCCAAAGUAGAAAACAUUCUCAUUCGUGCCCUUACCAGUAGUUCGAUGGUAGCGAACAUCGUGAAUAAUGAUGAUAAUUCUAAUGACGCUAGCAGUAUUCAUUUAUUUGAAAUCGAAGAUGAUGUCAAAAAUUCAAUAUUAAGUAACUCUUUUGAUUGCGCGUUAUUUGGUGACAUUUUGCCGGGUUUUGAGGAUAAUUUGCUCAACAUCAAAAACGAUUCGAUGACUGGGUUGUCAAUUAAUUCAAAUCUAACAACAUCUUCCAAUUUGGACUUCCAAAUCAAAACAUUGAUCAACGAAAUUUAUUUGAUGAAAAAUUCGAUCCUCAAGUCUAAAACAAUUGAGGUAUUCCUUAAAAAAUACAUCAAAAAUUUGAAAAAAAUCGAGAUUGAGAAAAAUGAAGCGAAUAGGAACAAAGUGAAGGAUUACGAACAACAAUUGGUGAAAACUUAUGAGAAGGAUUUCACUGAGAAAAAAAUGGAAUUUGAUAAGAAGUUUUUUAAAUUAAGUGAAAUCAAUAAAUCGAUCAAAUCUGAAAACGAAAAACUUGUUCUGGUGAUCACCGAGCUUAAUGAAAAGGCCUCCAAUUUUGAAAAAUUUUUGAAGGAAGAAAAGGCUAAGGUUGUUGAAAUAACCGCGGAAAAUGAUAGUUUCAAAAAUCAAAUUGAAACACAGUCUCAUGAGCUCAAUGAUUAUAAAAUAAGAAUUACUGAUCUUGAAGCAAAAUUACAAGAACAUAACAAGAAAUCAUAUAGAGAAAAGAGCAUUCGAACAGACCCAAUAAAGAGAUACCCUAAACAUAGUAACACAGGAAGUUUGAAUGAUAAUGACAGUGACUCCUCUACGCUUAAUGAUGAUGAUAUCAAUUUGCAGAGAUUGUCAAAAGUGCUUAACGCUCGCAAUGGGGCUGAUAAUUACCCAUCCAACCUCAAAAAUACAAUUGCCACUGGGGAGGGAUCUGAUAAAGAGGUAGAUGGUGAUGCUAAAGAAACAUUACAGAUUGAGGAAACCAAGACAAACAUUCCUUCUAGUAGCAGUGAUGAGGAUUUAAACGAGAAUAUGAGAGAUGAUAGAAGCAACAUUAUUACGGAUGAUUCGAUUUCUGAAACAAGUGAACCUGAGGAACUUCAACAUUAUGACGAAAACGAUGAAAGCCCUUUCCCAUCGCCCAGGGCGGCAACUAAUGAUUAUGUGUCAAUUGGCGAUCGAUUAAUGGGGAGUGGCAACGCAGUUGAACCCCAUGAAAUUGACGGUCGCACUGCUGAUGAUAAGGGCGUUGUAUCACAAAUAGAUACCAAUAACAAUAUUACAAAGUAUGAUGAUCAUGAACAAAAUCGCCUUGCUGAGAACUUUGAGAAAUUGAGAUCUGAAAACGAUGAAAUUAAAGGCUUGCUUCAAUCCAAGGACGAAAAGAUCCAAUUCCUUAAAGCUCAGCUCGCGGAAAUGACAAUGAAUGAAUCAUCUAAGCUCCAAAGAAAACAGCUACAAUCACGUCAAGAGCACCCCGUAUCUCUGUGGGUCCUCGACCGUCGUGAUGAACCUUUAAUGCUUUCACGGUCCGCAUCAAAUAUUUCUAUCAAUUCGGCAUGCUCCUCAUCGGCUACAGGGGUGAGCCUUGCCCCAUCACAAUCACCAUUGUUUGGAAUAUUUGGGCCCCUGUUCCCACUCCGAUCACGUAAUGGGUUGGCACUGGGUAGUGCGGGAUCUGCUAUUGAUCUUGAAGAUUCUUUGAUGGACAUUGAUGUAGAAGAUGAUCAGCAUCUUCGUCAGUCGAUGAACCACUCUCCUAGCGUGAGUAGUUUGAGCACAGGGAGUGCCAAAUUGCUUAAGACUGAGACUGCCAAGCAAAGUAUUGUCACGGCAGUGGGGAUUGUAUUUAUAGGAUUGAUGGUAUCGAGGUUUUCCAGCGGAGCUGUUUAA